This is a messenger RNA of Monopterus albus (swamp eel), 5084 nucleotides long. RefSeq names its product phosphodiesterase 4A, cAMP-specific (gene pde4a). Gene Ontology annotation, biological process: signal transduction. Gene Ontology annotation, molecular function: 3',5'-cyclic-nucleotide phosphodiesterase activity. The transcript is spliced from 15 exons. The record is from RefSeq and is a predicted model, not a curated record. Bases 848 to 3217 code for a protein of 789 amino acids. Lineage: Eukaryota; Metazoa; Chordata; Actinopteri; Synbranchiformes; Synbranchidae.
AUGAGGAUGGAAAGAUAAUGGCCCUCACUGAACAGGGUGUCUGGACAUUCACAAUUAUCAAUUUGUGUCCUUUUAUGAUGCAUUCUGACAAAACAACACCUGAAGAAGAGAGACUGGACAGUAAAAAGAUCGCAUGUGAUUUUUGGACCUUUCUCUGAAGCAACAUGAUUUACUGAAGAGGGUGGUAACUGAGCCCAGUUUACCAGAUUACUGGAUCGCAUCUACAGUACAUGGGAGAAUUACUGGAUACUUCUGAGGUGUAUGUGCGCACAGAGAUGUCGUAACUCUACAUGAACCGUGAUAGAUAAAUAGUACUUUAAUGGACAGUGCUUGGAGAUUUCAGCUCAGUUGGAAGACACACGGGCAGCAAUAAUACCACACCGCAAACACAGAGAAAAGCCGGCGCCGGCGAUCUGUGCGUCUCUGCAAUAAGUGGCUGAUAAAAAGCAAUAAAUUCCCUAAAAUAAACACAGCCAUCCGGUUGUGCGCCAUGGGCGACGAGGCGUCAAACUUCAGGAGAAGCAGCAGGAACGGUGUCUCAUCACCAAAAUCCAGGGCUGGUGAGGAUAACGGCAGAGCAGAGAUUCUGGGCUAAAUUAAACCCGAUCACCAAUAAAACAAUGAGAUUAUUGAUUUUCGGAUGACUUGUCAGACCACUGUGACAGUUCUUGAUGGUAUUCAGAAAACAAGAUUCAGAUCUGGGCUGUACUGGACUUGGCCACUUUGAUUUGUUCGCUCAGAGAUCAAAUGGGAAAUGUGGACAUUGUUUUGUGCUUGAAAUAAACGACUACAGCCAUAUUAUUUAACCAAUAAGUUUUUAAAAAGGGAUUUUCAAUUUUUUUGCACUAUGAUGGAACCACCACCGUGCUCGAAGAAAAGCCUGUCCCUGUCGCUCCCGGUUCACCGGGAAGGACAGGCGACUCUGAAGCCUCCGCAGCAUCUUUGGAGGCAACCACGCACCCCGAUCAAAAUCAAACACCGGGGGUACUCCGACACCGAUAGGCAUCACCAGCGGCACAUGGAGCGCUCCGACGCCGUGGAUACGAGCGACCGACCAGGACUGAAAAAGUCUCGGAUGUCUUGGCCAUCCUCUUUCCACGGGACCACAAACACAUCCAUCGGAAAUAGUGCCGGGAAUAAACGCUUUGAUUCGGAGAAUGGUCCCUCACCAGGCCGCAGUCCCAUGGAUUCGCAGGCGAGUCCUGGGUUGGUGCUCCAUCCUUCUUUCCCCCAGAGUCAGCGCAGGGAGUCCUUCCUGUACCGCUCAGACUCAGACUAUGACACAUCCCCCAAAACCAUGUCACGCAACUCCUCCAUCAACAGUGAGGGGCAUGCCGAAGACAUGAUCGUCACCCCUUUCGCUCAGGUGUUGGCCAGCCUACGAACUGUAAGAAGCAACUUCACCAUCCUCGCCAAUGUCACAACACCCACUAACAAGAGGUCACCAGUGACAAGCCAACCCACUGUUCCCCAAGCUACGCUCUCUGAGGAGACAUACCAGCAGAUGGCUCGGGAGACUCUGGAGGAGCUGGACUGGUGUCUGGACCAGCUGGAGACCAUUCAGACCCAUCGCUCAGUCAGUGAGAUGGCCUCCAACAAGUUCAAGAGGAUGCUGAACAGGGAGCUUUCCCAUUUGUCAGAAAUGAGUCGCUCAGGGAACCAGGUGUCAGAAUACAUCUCCACUACCUUUCUAGAUAAGCAGAAUGAGGUUGAGAUCCCAUCCCCGACCUUGAGGGAGAGGGAGAAGCCCAUGUGUCACAUUAGUGGUGUGAAGAAGCUCACGCACAGCUCCAGCCUUUCCAACUCCUCCAUGCCUCGCUUCGGCGUGAAGACUGAACACGAAGAUGCAUUAGCCAGGGUAAAUGGAUGGAAAGGCAACCUACCAGAUGAGCUGGAAGACUUGAACAAGUGGGGCCUUAAUAUUUUUCGUCUGGCAGAAUUCUCUAAUAACCGACCCCUAAGCUGCAUAAUGUUUGCCAUCUUCCAGGAAAGAGAUCUACUGAAGACCUUUCGGAUCCCUGUGGAUACAUUUGUCACUUACGUAAUGACCCUGGAGGACCACUACCAUGCCAAUGUGGCCUACCACAACAGCCUCCAUGCUGCAGAUGUCACUCAGUCUACUCAUGUUCUGCUAUCCACACCAGCUCUAGAUGCUGUGUUCACUGAUCUAGAGAUACUGGCUGCAUUAUUUGCUGCUGCCAUCCAUGAUGUGGACCAUCCAGGGGUGUCCAACCAAUUCCUCAUAAACACCAACUCAGAGUUAGCCCUGAUGUAUAAUGAUGAGUCUGUGUUGGAGAACCAUCACCUAGCUGUGGGCUUCAAGCUGCUUCAUGAGGACAACUGUGACAUCUUCCAGAACCUCAGCAAGAGGCAGAGACAGAGCCUGAGGAAACUUGUCAUUGAUAUGGUUUUGGCAACAGAUAUGUCUAAACACAUGAGUUUGCUAGCAGACCUCAAGACUAUGGUAGAAACCAAGAAAGUCACAAGUUCUGGAGUACUGCUGCUCGACCACUAUACUGAUCGCAUACAGGUUUUAAGGAACAUGGUGCAUUGUGCUGAUCUGAGCAAUCCCACAAAACCUCUGGCUGUGUAUCGACAAUGGACAGAAAGAAUCAUGGAGGAGUUCUUCAGGCAGGGAGACAAGGAGAGGGAGCGAGGGAUGGAGAUCAGUCCCAUGUGUGAUAAACACACUGCUUCUGUGGAAAAGAGUCAGGUGGGCUUUAUUGACUACAUUGUCCACCCACUGUGGGAGACAUGGGGAGACCUGGUGCACCCUGAUGCCCAAGACAUCUUGGACACUCUAGAGGACAAUAGGGACUGGUACCAGAGCACUAUACCGCAAAGCCCCUCGCCACCUCCUGUGGGCCAGGGCAAGGAUCUAAAUGCCUGCAUUGACAAGUUUCAGUUUGAGCUCACCCUUGAAGACAGCUCUCUGAGAGAUCAGAGAGAUGAGGACGCCAAACCCAUGAAAAAUCAUCUGGCACAGGACUGUAGUCAUGGGGAGGGGGAGGAGGAUAAAAAGGAGGAAGAAGACAUUAUGGCAGAGGAGGACAUAAUAGAAGAAGAAGACGAGGUGGCAAUGGAAGAAGAGGAGAUGGAAGAGGAACAGGAGGCGCUGAAAGCUAGGUUGGAGGUGAGAUCUGAAAAGGAGAGACUUUCUGACACAAGUCCUGUAGAGGAAGAGGAGGAUUCUUCUUCACAAGCUGAAGAUACAUGAGUUCUGCUCCUGUAUCUCCCUUUUCACUUGCACACAUUAUCUUGUUCAUCCUUUCAGUGGCCAAACCAAGAACAAAUAAGACUACAACGACAAUACAGACCUUUAAAUAUAUUUUUCAAAAAGGGAAUAAAUUAAAAAUGCUUCAAGAGAAGUUACUUACACAGCAACUGUAGAUUUGGAGGAGUGACAAGUCCUUUGACUGCUUUAUAAUGAAUUUUAGACUGGCAGGAACUUAGAACAGCAUUGAUGAUGGGCAACUGAAAAUAGCGUAGCAGACUGGAAUGCAUACACAUAAACGCACACAAAGCAACACACAAACACAUAAGACACAACAGGAGUAAGUCAUGUAGAAUACAUCAAUGCAAUGUGUGCAUGCAUCAGUCAUGCAGUAUAAUUGCAGCCCAUAUUUACCCACUCCUUACACAUACACAUGCACAUGCACUUGAUUGUAUGUAUGUAUGUAUGAGUGCAUUUACAUGAGGGACACUGAUCAGUAAUGGGUCUCUUUGGAAAAAGCCAUCUCUUAAUGGAGUAUUACCUAGUGUUCUGUCAGUAUUAGUAAUUCAUGUUCCUUAGAAUCUCAACAGAAACUGUUCUCCUCGGAAAAGCUACAGUCCAAGUGACUUUUUUUCCAUUUCUGUCGGAAAGAAAACUAAGAAAAUCCACAGAGUUGGAGGAGGAACGAGGGAAAAUAUCAAAGGAAAGGAAGAUACUGCGAUGAAGGGGCCGCUGGGUCCCACACCCCUUUUCCCUUUAUGAGGAGAGUGCUACUGGUACAAGAUGGCUCUGUGCCUUUCUGAAACACCAGCUUCCUGAAUGGAGCUGUUGUGAAGCAAUGCAUUGUGGGACAGGAGUGUCUGAUCCUGUUAUCAUUUACGAUUGUCUCUUGUUAAAGAUCUCUCUUUACUGUUCAUGGUAUUGUGGUGUGUAUCUCACACAUAGAAUUUCUGUGGUGAUAUGUUUUAAGCUGUAAGUCUUCCUUUGUUGCUCUUCUGCUAAUAUAAUAACUCAGAACUCUAGAUGCAGAGCAAUCACUACCACCACAACCACCAGUGGACUCUUUCCAGUUUGUUUUUGUUUCUUUUAGAAGGAUCUUUUUUAAAUUUUCUGAGAAUAAGCCAUGUGAUGCUUUAAAGCAUAUGUUCUGCCUAUUUUCUAUUUAAUGGUUGCUAAAUAUGUUGAAGAAAUAAUUAUUUCAUCAAAAGAACAAAUUUUUACUCAUCUCGCACCCAUUUGCACUGUGUCUUUAUGUCUCUGCAUACACAACACUUCUCACCAAAGUAAAGGAUGAGAAACUUCAGUUGAUGAAGUGAUUUGAAGGUCCGGAUGAAUAAGAAAAUCAGGGAGGCUGAAUGCCGGGGGUAGACGCAUGAUAUGGCCAAUAGGAAGUGUGACAGUCCCUAAUCAUCCUUGUCAUGUUUGAUGCUUUUUUUGCCUUAAUGUCAGAUACAGGAUACAUACCUGCCAGUAUGUAGAUUUCUAAGAUAUAUAAUAGAUAUCCUAGGAUAUUUAUAUGAUGUCUGUAUGUUUAUUACUAUAUCAGUGUGUCUAUACACAGUGUAUCCAGCAUUGCAUUUUGAGGAGAAAGGAAAACAUUGUCAUCAAUUAGUCAUCAUGUUGUUACUGUGCUCAGACCAACACAAAGAAUGUGCUGUUUUUUUAAUCAGAAUGGUAAAAUCUUAUAGCUACCUGGAGACAUGCAGAAAAAAUAAGCAAUUGGAGUUAAGAUUUUGCAGGCAGUGGGAAUGAAUGAUGUUUUUUCAUGUCAUCAUGAAGAAGUUAAUGUGUGUGUGUGUGUGUGUGUGUGUGUGUGUGUGUGUGUGUGUGUGUGUGUGUGUGUGUGUGGUCGUGUUUGCCUGCAUUCUAA